This is a messenger RNA of Pseudogymnoascus destructans, 1842 nucleotides long. RefSeq lists its product as uncharacterized. The transcript is spliced from 3 exons. The coding region runs from base 72 to 1382 and encodes 436 amino acids. The record is from RefSeq and is a predicted model, not a curated record. NCBI's taxonomy places the organism in Eukaryota, Fungi, Ascomycota, Leotiomycetes, Thelebolales, Thelebolaceae.
CGCUACGUUUAUAAAUUGAUUCUUUUUCCAGCGUCCCCUUAUUUCCCCCCCAAAACAGCCUGUCACUCGCAAUGUCGGAAGGCCCAGUUCAUAGAGUCAUUUCGGCCGCUGAGGUGUAUAGUUUUCCUCAGGGGCACCUGGGGCACCUCACUGACCUUGAGGCCAAUGCUCUGGACGAAUUCAGAAAGCUCUGCACUGAAAAGAAUCUCUACAGUGGAACUAAGAAAUAUGAUUUUGGCUCCCACGAUGACACGACUCUACUGCGCUUCUUGAGAGCAAGACGUUUCAAUGUCCAGGGUGCUUUUCAGCAGUACAAGGAUACCGAAGAAUGGCGCGCUGCGAAUCAACUGGAAACACUAUACGAAACUAUUGAUUUGCAACAUUUCGAAGAGACACGGCGACUUUACCCACAGUGGACCGGCCGACGGGACAAACGCGGGAUCCCUGUAUAUAUAUUCGAAGUGAAGCAUCUAGAUGCAAAGACCAUGGCAACGUAUGAGAAGAGUGCAGCUCAGACGCACAGCAAGGCGAAAACAGACGGCAACACGGCACCGAAACUGCUCAGGCUAUUCACUCUCUAUGAAAACUUGACACGCUACGUUCUACCAUUAUCGACAGCUAUGACUGACCGCCCAUACCCCACCACGCCGAUCACACAGUCAAACAACAUCGUUGACAUCUCUGGUGUGGGAUUGAAGCAAUUCUGGAACCUCAGAGCGCACAUGCAAAGUGCCAGCCAGCUGGCAACAGCACAUUACCCUGAGACCCUCGAUCGCAUCUUCAUCAUCGGCGCACCAUAUUUCUUCCCGACAGUAUGGGGCUGGAUUAAGCGCUGGUUCGACCCAAUCACCACAUCGAAGAUAUUUAUCCUCUCGCCGAGCGAUAUGAAGUCCACGCUGGAAUCAUUUAUUGAACCAGUCAAUAUCCCCAAGAAAUAUGGCGGCGAACUGGAGUUCAACUGGUGCGACCCCCCUGUUUAUGAUCCCGCUCUAAACGAUGUCAUCACUUGGAAGAAUGGCUAUGAAACCCUUCCUACCGGUCCCAUGUACUGGCGCGACAAAGGCGACCACAUCGAGUUGGAAGCGGUCGCUGCCGCCGAUGGCAAGCAGCGACGAGAUAUUGUUGCGACAGUACGCAAAGCCGCGGCAGUGGCGGAGACGGAGGACAAGACGACCGAGGAAGUGCCACAGACACUUCCACCUGCAACGGCCGAGGCCAUCAAUGCAGGCUCUGCAGGCCAACCUAAGCCCGGCUCUUACGUUGUAGCCCCAGAAGGCAUUGCGACAAUCUCGCUCCAAGACGAUAAAAACUACACAGACGUCAAUGAGAAGCAAGAUGCUGCUCCGGAUGCGUCGGCAACAGGAGAAGUUAGCAAACCUUAGUGGUCGAUUGCACAAGCUAUAGAAGCAUUACAGAGGCGCAUAUACGAGAGAAGCGGCAAUGAGGUGAGCAGUGAGGUUUCAGGCGGGAGGUGUAGCCAUAGAGGCGAGACGGCGUAUAUAUGGAUAUACCCAAUAUUAUCAUGCUUGGAAAGACGAAUACAAAGAGCGGUUGCAUGUCAAAUGUGACUGAUUAGCCAACCUUUAGCCUUAUUAUUCCACUGUUGAUCUUUAUAUCACACAAUUCAUUCUCGAGCCAAGUUAAGUGUCAUGGAUGUUAUCGUCAUAAUUUUAAAAGUAAGCAUGCUUUAGUUAAGUAGAGAUUGUUGGAGGUAAUUGUGGAAAGUGAGGAAUUACACACGGAUUUGUAUGGUAAUCCCCAACCACCGUAAUUGAUUCCUUGCGGGUAAUGGAGCAGAAGCUUCACAGUAGAACACGGUAAAUACAGUAUAUAAGUUAGAUC